This is a messenger RNA of Populus euphratica (Euphrates poplar), 1392 nucleotides long. Its product is annotated as probable LRR receptor-like serine/threonine-protein kinase At1g53420. The transcript is spliced from 6 exons. NCBI's taxonomy places the organism in Eukaryota, Viridiplantae, Streptophyta, Magnoliopsida, Malpighiales, Salicaceae. The record is from RefSeq and is a predicted model, not a curated record. The coding region runs from base 174 to 743 and encodes 189 amino acids.
UAUCAAGUGAGGUAAUCAAUUCAUUAACUUUGCAGAAUUCUUCCACCCCUGCACUCGGCAGAAAAAGCCUCUUGUACAUCGCAGCUAAUGGAAUUCACUACGAAGCUGAUUCACAACCUGAUGGCGGAUCAACCUUUUUUCAAAGUGAAGAUAAAAGUUGGGGUUUGAGUAGUAUGGGGAUAUUCCUUGGAACAAAUCAUAACCAGUACACCGUGGACGUGGAGAAACCAUUAUGUGGAAUUUCCAGUGAUGAUGCACCUUUAUACAAGACAGCUCCUGCAUCCCCCGUGUCCUUGAAGUAUUAUGGAUUUUGUAUGAAAAAUGGUAAAUACAAAGCGAAGCUUCACUUUGCAGACAUAGAAUACGGCGAAAAUAGAGAUCCUAGCAGUAAGGGGAAACGCCAGUUUGAUGUGGCAAUUCAAGACAAGAAGGUGCAAGAAAAUUUCAAUAUAAGAGAAGCAGCAAAGGGAAUAAAUGGAAGUGUAACUUUGGACUUUAUUGCUACUGUGAAGAACAACCGACUGGAUAUCCACUUAUACUGGUCUGGAAAGGGUUCGAUUAGUUCUCCAAUGGAGUAUUAUGGUCCUCUUAUAUCUGCCAUUUCGGUUUCUCCUGUUCCAAGAAAAUCUGGCAGAAAACCAUCAGCAAUGAGUAUUGCUACACUUAGAGGCUCUGCUUUACUUUUGCCACUACUGGUUGCAGUUUCCAUUUGCCAAAUGGGCUGGUUAGGUGGCAAAGGAUAAUCUCAGAGUGAAGGUGAGAAUAAUUAAAUUGUGUCGAACUCAUACCAGCAGGUUCUUUUAACUUCCGGGAAGUAAAAGCUGCCACUCAAAAUUUUAGUCCUUCAAACAAGAUUGGUGAAGGAGGAUGUGGACCUGUUUUUAAGGGAGUUCUUCCAAAUGGAGCAGCAAAUAGCUGUCAAAAAACUGUCUUAGAAAUCGAAGCAAGGAACUCGGAGAGUUUUUGAAUAUGGAGCAUCAAAAUAUCCUACUGUCGUUAUAAUAAUACAAUCCUAAGUAAUGCAAGUAUAUGGUUAGGUGCAGGACCUGAAUAACUGAAAUUAAGACUCAACUGGCCAACCAGGUUUAAAAUUUGCCUUGGCAUAGCUAGAGGUCUGGCAUUUCUCCACGAAGAAUCCAAACUGAGUAUUGUACAUGGAGAUAUUAAGCCCACAAAUGUGCUACUUGACAAGGAUCCAAUGCAAAGAUAUCAGAUUUUGGACUGGCUAAACUCUAUGAAGCAGAACAUACACUUGUUAUCACUAGAAUUGCCGGAACCAGUUAAAGCUUUCCAUACCUCUAAGGAUUGUUAUUUUGCGGGAAAAACAUUAUCUCAGUAAAUUUACGGAGAUUUUUUUUUUUCUGAAACAUAUUGAAAUCUUUAUUGUCCUAA